Molecule: messenger RNA, 758 nt
Organism: Soboliphyme baturini
Lineage: Eukaryota; Metazoa; Nematoda; Enoplea; Dioctophymatida; Soboliphymatidae
Source: the annotation of a GenBank genome assembly
AUGGGUAGGAAAGGAAAGAUCGGAAAGCAGCGGCGAGAUAAAUAUUAUUCACUUGCUAAAGAAACUGGCUUCAGAUCUCGAGCUGCAUUCAAGUUGAUUCAACUGAAUAACAAGUUUGAUUUUCUGUCACGAUCCCAGGUGCUGAUCGAUCUUUGUGCUGCCCCUGGAGGAUGGCUCCAAGUAGCCACACAAUACAUGCCAAUUUCCAGUUUAAUUAUCGGAAUAGAUUUGGUGCCAAUAAAGCCUCUUCAUAAUGUUGUUACCAUACAGGACGACAUUACGAAAGACAGUUGCAAGACUGCGAUCCAGAAACAGCUGCAGACGUGGUCAGCCGAUUGCGUUUUGCACGACGGUUCUCCAAACGUCGGAAAGAACUGGCAUUACGACGCUUUUGCACAGGCGCAGCUGGUAUUGUACGCACUGAAGCUCGCAAGCGUAUUCCUUCGCCCUGGAGGAUGGUUCGUCACUAAGGUGUUUCGUUCGAAGGAUUACCAGGAUCUAAUGAAAAUCUUUGGUCGCCUCUUUGAAAAGGUGCAUGCAACUAAGCCGAAAGCGUCACGAACAGAGUCCGCCGAGAUGUUCGUCGUUUGCAAGGGGUUCAUCAAACCAGACAAGUUUGAUUCCGCCUUGUUCAAUUCCGCUGCGGUAUUUAGCGUCGAGGCGGCUGCUAAGCCGAAGUAUUUUUAUUUGUUUAUUUUGCUUUUUUUGCCUCUUUUAUUUGUUUGUUCACAAUCACGGGCAAACAAGUGUGUAUGAAU